This is a messenger RNA of Dovyalis caffra, 2298 nucleotides long. NCBI's taxonomy places the organism in Eukaryota, Viridiplantae, Streptophyta, Magnoliopsida, Malpighiales, Salicaceae. The record is from the annotation of a GenBank genome assembly.
AUGUCGUUGGACAGUGUUAUUAUUGAAAAACUCGUAGAGCAAGUGUUCAAAUCUCUCAUGGAUCAAGCUCAAGCGGAAGUUGGAUUUGCAAUUGACUUCAGUAAUCAUUUAAAAGCUUUGAAGACACAACUCGACCUUAUCAAAGCUUUUCUUGCUGACACGAAUAACCUCAAAAUUAAGAAGGAGACUCUCAAGACAAGCUUGAUCAAGCUGAGAGAUCUGGUUUAUGAAGCUGAUGACGCACUGACAGAUUGCAUUCUGAGAUUUGAAUAUCAGAAACAUGGGUCCUGCGUCAAAUACACACCUGCUGAAUGUUUCUUCCGGUAUCAAAUGGGUAAGCAAUUGAAGGACAUAAAUUCACGCAUGGACAAGAUGGGGAGUAACUUGAGCUUAUACUUAACUCCACAGCAUCUUCUAUCCUUGGGAGAUAACACAUACCGAGCUAGGUUAUUUACUUCCCAGGAUUUUGACCCAUCUGAGAUUGUUGGACUGGAAGAAGAUACUGAAAAGCUAAAACAAUGGGCUUGUAGCACGAGCGGAGAUUUCAGCGAGGAAAAGUUAAUCAGGAGUAUAUUGGAACAGUUGGGACAAAAUCCCUCAUCAGGUUCUGACCUGGGCCUAAUGUUGCGUAGUAUAACCCUAUCACUUCAAGGUCUGAGCUGUCUCAUUGUCAUGGACGAUGUUUGGAGCUUUGAUCAAAACUGGUGGAGUCAGCUAUGUUCUGCUAUACAGAAAACAGGAAAGAGAAGCUGUGUCCUAAUCACAACAAGAAAUGAAGAUGUAGCAACCCGUAUGGGCGUUGAAAGCUCACGCAUUCACCAUCCAAAAGUUCUUGAUGAGAAGGACAGCUGGCCAAGAAAUUGUGGGGAAAUGCGGGGGCUUCCCCUGGCAAUUAAAACAAUAGCAGCCUUGCUUGCACCAAAAGUUCACAACCUGGGUGACUGGAAGGACAUUCUUGAUCACUUCCAUGAAUUGACCACUAGGGAACAGAAUAGCUCAGUUAAGGCUUCUUUGCAAUUGAGCUAUGAUGCACUCCCUACACACCUGAAGCAAUUUCUUCUGUGCUUUUCAAUUUAUCCAGAAGAUUUCGUGAUUCAAGCUGAGCAAUUAGUGCAUUGGUGGGUUGGCGAGGGCUUCAUCCAGGGCGAUCACUCGAAAACUGCAGAGGACUUGGGAUAUGAGUAUUUGACGGAACUAGUCGGAAGAUGCCUUGUUGAAGUUGUGGAGAGGCGUGGCUAUGAUGGAAGAGUCUACAGCUGUAAGAUGCAUGAUUUGGUACGUGAUUUAACAGCUUUGAUUGCUGAAGAUGAGAUGUUUUGUAGCUUUGAAGCAGGCAAGCAGAAAUUGUCACCAGAUUCGCGAUGGUUGAGCGUCACGAGUGAGAUGAGCACAACACCAUUAAAGCCUUGUUCAAAGCUCAGGGCAUUGCUUUUAAUGGCCACGGGUCAAGGUCAAGUUCCUUUUAAGAAGAUUCAUAUGGUGUCGCUUGACUCUCUCAGGGUGUUGGAUCUCUCUCACAUCAGUGGAGCUGUUGACCUUAAAGAAGUGCCAUCUUCAAUCCAGAAACUUCGUAACCUCCAACUUUUGAUAUUAGCUGGAUGCAGUCAUUUAACUAAACUGCAUCCAUCCAUCUCUUAUUUGAAGAAUCUCAUAGUCCUGGAUUGUGGAUCUUGUAGUCUCCAAUACCUACCCUAUGGAAUCGGAAACCUCUCUCAACUUCAAGAAUUGUCAGGAUUCAGGGUUGUAAGUCAAGCAACAACACAAAGUUGUCAUCUGCUUCAGCUACAACAACUGGUCCAACUAAGAGUACUUCGAAUGAACCUCAGUGACAAAAGCGAAAUCAUCGAAAGUGAAUGGGGUGUCUUAUCAAAGCUUGUAAAACUCAGGGUUCUAGCCAUCAACACUGAAGAUUGUAAAGAUAAAAGUAUCUUAGAGAUGCUAGAUAAUCUACACCCUCCUCCAAGCCUUCAGGAGUUGUAUCUGAGGCGCUACCGUCACCACACUUUGCCUAAAUGGAUUAAUCCUACAAAGCUUUCCGUUCUGCGAUACCUCUGCAUUGAGAAUGGAGACCUUAGCUCGAUCAACCCAAGUGCUCAUCCUGUUGAAGAGAAUUCCUCCUCUUGGGACUACCUUGAGGGUUUGUGUUUGAAAUUCUUGCCAAACUUGGAGGAAGACUGGAGUGACUUGCAGAAGACGAUGCAGUGGAUACGUUAUGUUGAGGUUAGCAGUUGUUUCAAUUUGAAAAAUUUCCCAUGUUCUGUUGACAGGCCUGGGAUCUGGAGGAAAGUUGAAGACUAA